This is a messenger RNA of Monosiga brevicollis MX1, 7137 nucleotides long. RefSeq lists its product as uncharacterized. The transcript has 9 exons. NCBI's taxonomy places the organism in Eukaryota, Choanoflagellata, Craspedida, Salpingoecidae. Bases 1 to 6870 code for a protein of 2289 amino acids. Gene Ontology annotation, biological process: intracellular protein transport; vesicle-mediated transport. Gene Ontology annotation, molecular function: GTPase activity; GTP binding. Gene Ontology annotation, cellular component: cytoplasm. The record is from RefSeq and is a predicted model, not a curated record.
AUGGCGCAGCAACCAUGGUCCCAGUCGAUGCGCUGGCUGGAGAUGCGCCAUGAGAUGGGGGAGCAGAAGAGCGGGGACAAGCACCACAGGGGCCAUGUUGUGCCCUCAAACAGCACUGUCUCGCCCUCGUUUCCGAAAAAAAUUCUGUGUGUGCCCGCUGCUCUCUGCUUCUCUCUCUCUCUUUGCUCUCUCUCUCUCUGGCCUUCUGUCUCUCUGUUGCUCUCUCUCUCCACAUCCAUCUCUCUCUCUCUCUCUCUCUCUCUCACUCCGCUCUCUCUCUGCUCUGCUCUGCGCUCUCAUUUCUCCAUCAUCGCGAGAGCGGCGGGUAGCACCGGCAGGAUGCGGGAGGUCUGGGCUCGGCCUUUGCGGGGUCCGGCCAUCAUUCGGCUGGAUAACAAGCAACAUUGGCAAAGCAAGUUUUUGGUGCUGGAUCAAGGCAUUCUGACCGUCCAUGCCGGGGAUACAGCCAGUAACCCCAGCCUGCUAGAGCAGCCUUUAUUAAUAUACGAUCUCAUUGGUACCACCUGUACCAUUGGCCAUGCUGGAUCGGGUGAAGAUCUUGACACGCUCCCCCGUUGGCCUGCCGACACCGACCUCAACGCCUGUAUCGUUCUCAAGGUCCCUCUCCAAAAUACUCUCUUCAUCGUCAUUCGGGCCCCCAACCCCACCCGCUGGCUUGAGGUUUUCGAGGCUUGCGCCAAGGUGCACAUUCCGAGCCGAAAAAUCAGCUCAAAACCACCGCCAGACCUCGAUCACGAGGGCUUUGCCGGCCGAGUCGCCUCAGGACGCCAGCUUGAUGGCUAUGCCAUCUACAAGUGCUAUGCCAUGUUUUGGGACGGCACCCGCUUUGAACGCAUCACCUCCAUCCUGACCGCCCACGAGUUACAAAGCAUCGUGACCGAAAUGGAGCUCGACCCUCUUAUGCGAAACGUGCCUCUCCCCGCUUACCCAGCCGACCAGAUGGCCCAUGCUGCGCUUGCUUCAUCGCUGCCUCAACGCGUGGGAUCUCUCAACUCCUACCUCAACGCCGUCAUGCGGCUUGGACGCCCCGUCGUCACCCACCAUGCCGCCCGUCGCGUGCUCCACCUCACCCCCAUGAUUUCCCGCCUCGAUGCCGCCACACUGGCCCGCUAUACCCCGCGCCACCAAACCCAGCCUACCCCCUACGACCUGAGCAUGGCCUCGCUCGCCAAGCAGAGACAAGCCGAGGCUGCCGAGGCUGCUGCCCGUGCCAAAAGUGCCAAUGCUUCCCGUGCCAACUCGCGCACUGGCUCCACGCGCACUCUGUACGACUCGCCCCGUGGUGUGCCCACGGCGGGUCCUUCAGCUCGCUCCACGUCCAAGACAACGCGCAAACCGGGAUCCACCCGCUCGAAGAGCACCUCGACACCCUCUCGAGACUCGGUCAAGCGUCAAGCCGCCGUUCGCCCCCGCUCCAAACCCAACUCCACGUCGGGUACCCCAAAACGACACACAAACUCGGUCGCGGUGCCGAAGACCUCCAGCGCCAAAGCCGCCCCGCCCCGUCGAAGCAUUGACAAGCCCGCGCGCUUGCCCUCAGUCAAGCGCCCAUCCGCUGAUGCAAGCAAGGCUUCCAAGAGCCCCAGCGCGAAAGUCGUUCUCCGCUCCCCGGGCAAGAAGCCUGUCCCUGCUCCCAAAAAGUCAAAUACUAAGCCUGCUACAGGCCGCGUCCUCAAAGAUUCCAAGCCGGGCGUUGAUGCUGCUGCAAUCAGCCGAGCCAACGACAACUACGCACACCUCCGAGAUGAGGCAGAUGAGAGUGAGGGGGUCGAAGAAGAGGAGGAAGAAGAGGACGAGGAGAUCAUGUCCAUGCGUGCCCAGCUUACCAAGUUGGAUAGAGCCCUGGGUGAUGAAGCUGGCGCCAUCAUCGUGCCACAGACCGUCGGUGAUAUUGAUGAUGAUGAUGAGGAUGUUCUGGACAUGCGUGCUCAACUGGCACAGCUCGACCGUGCACUUGGUGACCAAGGAGAUUCCAUCAUCGUUCCAACCACAGAGCAAAAGACAAACGUGGAUAUCGAUGCAUUGGAGAGUGGCGACGAUCUCACGGAAGCUGACACCUGCCCGCCUCACAAUCUGAAUUCGUCGCCCAUGACCGAAUCUGAUGCCAAUGUACAUUCAGGCCCGGCCGCUCAACCCGCUUCUCUUGAUAACAUGCCAACAACUGAGCCAGCUGAUGUUGACAAAGAUGAAGCACGCGGUGAUGAGGAAGAGGAAGAAGACGACGAGGAAGCCGCAGGCGAGACCAGCCGGGAGCCAGAGAUGAGUCUCGAGCACAGCGGAGCGCUUGGAUCUAAGGACACGGCCCAUGAGACGCUCGCGGAUGAAGCGGAUGAAGACCAAGUUGCGUCCCCUUUGCCAAAGAGUCCAGAGCCUACCAUUCCGGCCGAUCAGUCUCUGCCAGUCACUUCCGAGCCGACUGAAGAGGAUUUGGCUGAACAAGCUGAGGUAGAGCCCGUUAACACGGCAACCUUUGCUGUCGCAGAGGUGCGUGACGCAACGGAUGAUGCAGGCUCUGAUAGUGAGCCAGAGGAAGCCGAUGAGACACAUGCGGCAUAUCCCAAGGCCUCGGUAGACAUUUUUCCCCGACUUUCGGCCUUUGAUUUGGCCAACGAAACCUUGGAGCAGGAGGAUGACCUGGAGAAAGUCCCGGCCAAGGUGAGCGAGGAACCCCAUGUGCUGGCCCCCGAGGUGGAGUUGGAGAUGGAAGAAGCAGCUACCGACGACGAAGCGGACAAGGAAGAGGCGGUCGAGUCGACCACCGCAGCGGCUGAGCCGCAAGUAAGCGACCUCCAAGCGGUGCUACAUGCUAGCCAGCAAGCAGCCAAUAAUGUGCGCGGCGCCAACGGCUUCAAACCGGCGCGAGAUAGUUUUGACAUUGCUACGGGUGAUGCACGUGUGGAAGAGAUCCAGCUUCAACUCGCGCUGGAUGAAGACGAGUCGCCCAAAGAGCAUCAGAACGCAGGUGAGGCUGCCGAGGCAGAGGCCGCCCUCUCUGAUCUGGAGCAGAUUGAGGAUGACGACAGCAUUCUUGCAGACCUUUCGGCUCUCUCGUUGCCUGAUGAAACAGAUUCGAAGCCCGCUGUUCCAUCGGUAGCAACGCUUCCAGAGGAGGAGGAAGAAGAGGAGCCAGAACAGACGGCUGCCACUCCUGUGGAGGAGCCAGAGCAGGAGGGGGCUACACUUGCAGAUGAACCAGAGCAUGGACAAAUUGAAACUUCUGCCUUGGAUGAGCCAGAGCGGGAAGCGGCUACCCCUGCGGAGGAACCAGAGCAAGAGGAAAUUGAGACUUCUCGCGUGAAUGCGCCGGAGCAGGAAGCGGCCAUGCUUGCGGAUGAGCCAGAGCAAGAGGAACCAGAGCCGAAGGAUAUCGCCGCUGCUGCUGCUAUUGAACCUCAGGUUGAUCAAACACCGAGGAACGUGCAAGCUGCCGAGGAAGAAAGCUGGGGCUUUGUGCAAGCCGAUGCCGAUGCCGAUGCCGAUGCCGAUGCCGAUGCCGAUGCCGAUGCCGAUGCCGAUGCCGAUGCCGAUGCCGAUGCCGAUGCCGAUGCCGAUGCCGAUGCCGAUGCCGAUGCCGAUGCCGAUGCCGAUGCCGAUGCCGAUGCCGCUAAUUUCAAUCCUUUUGGCAGUGCCAUCACCAAGCACGAGCUUGAUGCUUCGUCAGAAGGUGCAUCCGACAGCCACAACCCCUUCGCUUCUUCUGAGCAAGAUGGUGCAGAGGAAGGUGAUCUUUCAAUGCCAUCAGAGCACAAGGCCCCAGCUACACCAGAGGCGGAAGAUACCGCUGUCGCAACCGCUCUCAAGGAGGACCAUACUGUGCCUUUGGGUGAGUCGGAGGACAUUGUGAAGGAAGGUACCGCGCAAGCUUUGCCGACAGCAGCCUCCAAUGUGAGCCUGCUGAGCACUGAAGGCGAUGACGCCUGGCUGGCACGCGAUAAAGCAUCCGAGGACGCUGUAGCAGCCUUUGAGGCGGACCAUACGCUGCCUCGUACGCAAGUAGAUUCCGGUGCAGAGGAGUCAGCGGCGUUCGUGGAAGAUCAUACUGUACCACAUGCAGUGGCAGCUGCAGACCAGACAAAGCCGUUGGCCUCGCUGGACGAAGACCACACUUUGCCCCUUGACUCGUCGGCCUCUGGACCCGCGUCCAAUCCGUUUGCAGACGCUUUUACCACCGAUCUUGACGCCGACGAAACAACGGCACCCGGUGUGGCCGACGCAACUGAACUGCGCACGCCGGCCGUGGACAAGGACGAGAGCCAGGUAGACCAGAAUAAGCAAGAAAAACUGGAACAACAAAGACACCAGGAGGACCUUGACCAAGCUCAUGAAAGCCACGACCAGGAUUUGGCUUGGCUUCAAGCCAAUGAUGCCGAGGAACCCAAUAUUGAUGCCACAAUCGAGGCAAACAUUGAGAACAAGGUCGGUGUUGAAAUCGAGGCUGGCAUUCAAGACGGCUUGCAGGCCGACGUUGAAUCCCAGAUUCAGGCCGGCGAAGAGCAAGCUGAGCUCGCCAAGGUUGAAGAUGAGACUUUGGGUCUGUCUACCACUUCAACAGCUUUCAGUGCGCAACCCGCCGAGGAGGACACGGCGCCUGCCGCCGGUACUUCAGAAUCAACCGAACUUCAAGACGACUUUGCCGAGCCUGAGCUCAUGGAAGCGCGUACCAUGGGUGACCCUGAGCUACCUCUGCGCGCACCCCAGACUUCGUCUGAAGAAACGGAUGGCACUGCUAGCGACACAAAACGUCGCUCACAAGUUGCUUACGAAAAUGUCGUCUUUUCAGAAGAAGGAAACAUGCUACCUUUGGCAGCCGUGAUUGCUGAAGCCAGCGCACUUGGUCAAGAACAUGGUCAACCACUUGACGAGGCCGAGGACGCCACGGAGGCUGCAAAUGACGGCGCCGCAGACACGCACGAUGUGUCAGAAGAAACCAACCCGUCCAAUCCCUCUGCUGCUGAUCAAAAACAGAAUGUCACCGAAAGGGACCCUCUGGGUCAGAACGAGCAUGUCUAUGGCGACGUUGACACGGCGGCCAAGGGAGAUGUCAUCGCUGUUCAGGGGUUGUAUGGGACGGUCGAUGACAAGGAUGCUGCCUCCGAUAGCAUGACGCCGCAACAUAGCUAUGGCCAUCCCACAUCUCGCGUAGCGCAGUCGCUCGUGACGAGCGAAGAUGCCACGUAUGACGUGGUUAAUGAUGCUCUCGCUACCGAUGACAACUUGGCCAACGCCGAGCCCACCACCCGUGCAUCAGACGCUGAGGUCAAUGAAACAGGUGCACAUCCCGAAGAUGGCAUUCCAGAAACGCCGUCAAAGAAGCGCUGGUGGCAGCUUACUCGCAAAAACACGCCCGGCACCCAGAGCCCCAUGCACGGGAGCGGCAAGCGCAAGGGUAAGCAGCUGGAACCCACCUCACCCAUCACGACGACGGGUAAUGUGGCCGAUGACUUUUUAAAGCAGGCGUUGGCCUUUGCCGACCAGGAGGACGUGCCUGCUGACGAACCGGAUGCAGCUGAUGCCGUGGCCGAGAAUACGUAUGAAAGCAUCGAGUCCAAACCUACCGUUGAAGCCACUGAACCUGCUGCCGCUCCUAGUGGAAGUGAGGCCGAUCAGCGGACUUCAAAGCCCACGACGACAGAUUCGGCCAUCGCAGAGGCAGCUGCUGCACCGCCAGAGCUCAAGGAUCAGACUGAUGCUUCGCAUUUAACCAAGCCUGCCACCCCCGAGCCUGCCACAGCUGCAGAGCCAGCGCAUGCCGAACCUGAAUUGGCAGUCUCUGUUGAGACGGUGUACGAAGCCCGGGCUGCCCCAGCUACGCUGGAGGGCCCCAACCCCCGGGAGACCAUGCUGAGCAGCUGCAAGGGCCGCAAAGUCGACAAGAAGCGCCCCGCACAAGCGUUGAUUCAAGCUCACAGCUUGUUGGAAAAAACCACGAUUGCUGCCAAUGUCACCGGAUACUUGAACGUCAAGCAAGAAAAGGAUGCCUUUGGCGGCAAAAGCAAGGCCAACAAAAGCUUUAAAAAGUAUUUUGGCGUAUUGCGGGGCUGUAUGCUGGUCUUUUACUCGGAUGAUAGCAUGAGAACAGCGGUCAUUGGCCCGAUUUAUGUGCCAGCCUACUGCGUCCAGCUCGAGUAUGUCAAGAAGAAGGGCGAGAUGCUGCGCUUGGACUCGGUGCAAGGUACAUUUGUCUUCCAGGCCACCGAGCUGGGGCAAACUGACUUGUGGAAGCAGCAAUUGUCCAUGCCAGCAUGCACCGUGUGCGAUUGUACGCACUACAUUAAUUCAGAUGCCAAGGAUGAAUUGGAGCGCUUUGUGGUCUCGAGUACAUCGGCAGCUUCACCCACCGCCAUGCACCUGAGCGUGGUCUUCUUGGGCCUCAGUGGAAGUGGCAAGACAAGCAUCAUUCGCGCUUUGACCACACAGGGCGUGCACAAUGCAUCAGUCGCCCCAACGACGGGGCGUCGACAGCUGGAAAUCUGCUGGUCGCCCGACGUGGUCUUUGACGUCUCUGACGUGGGCGGUAACUGCCAGGAUUGGCCCGACUACUGCAACCCAAAGCCGUACUGCAUCGUUUACGUCGUGGACAGCCUGGCCAAAAAGAAUGUGGCGGCCGCUCGUGAGCAGCUAUACGAACUCUUGCACACGCCUGCCUUGUCGGAUACGCUCUUCGUGGUCGCGCUCAACAAGCAAGGCUACAUGGAAACCGGUGUGAUGGAGCCGAGCCAGUUGCUGGUUCAACUGGGUCUCGAGCAGCGUGCCGAGCCAGUUACGGGCGUCAUCUCCUGCAACGCUCGUCUAGGCGCUGGGGUGCUCGAUAUCAUGUCGAUGAUCGCCAUGUCAACCCCCUUGCUCUAGUUUGCACAGGUUUAGCGGGACGCUACGUCCGGAAGCCCCCCAUUUUUUAUUUCGCACUUUGCUUGCAGCUCAAUUGCGGUUUUUGUUGUUGCUGCCAGCUCAUUUGAGUUGCUGUGUGAAUGACAGUGUCAUUGUAUAUGCACCUCCGCCACUGUGGUCGGCCCAGAGCUGCGUGACUGAGGGUCUGAUUGUUUGGUAAUGGAUUUGUUGAUUUUUUUUCAGGCGUUGAUCACUUUUGGUUUAUCUCUAAUUGAAAACUAUGAUCAG